Messenger RNA from Phalacrocorax carbo (great cormorant), 979 nucleotides. NCBI's taxonomy places the organism in Eukaryota, Metazoa, Chordata, Aves, Suliformes, Phalacrocoracidae. The record is from RefSeq and is a predicted model, not a curated record.
CCGUGCCUGAAGGAAGAAUGCUUUUGGGUGGUGGGAACAUGGAGAAGAUGUGGUCUAUCCAGCUGUCCCUUGGAGUGCUAACCAUCUUGACCAUGACUGUGUAUGUCCCAUCUACACAUGGAGAGCCUUUUUUACUACAAGAGAACCGAGUGCUUCCGGAGAGAGGAGACUCAAAUCAUGAGGACACCCUGCUGACUCUCCUUCUUAAUAAGAAGCUUGCAUGGCAGAGACCAGAAAAUAUUGACUGGGAGCUGGCAAAGAAAUUUGAAGAGCUUGAACAGCUGGAGAAGUUGAAGGAUCAGCUCUCAACUGAGGAAGGGUCAGAGGUGGCCUAUGCCUUGGAAAGUCUCUCAGCAUCCCAGCCCAAAAAACGUGCCUGCUUUUGGAAAUACUGCAUCUGAAGGCUUGCCAGGACUGGAGGAUGAAGAUGAGCCCUUCCCCAAACUGCCUUGCUUGGUUAUGUGUUAAGGGUUUGUUCUGUUCUCUCAUCAUGCUGCUAAGUUGGAUGCCAUCCUCUAUGACCACACCACAGCCAAGUCUAACAGGGACCAUGACAGUAGUUGGUAGCCCACUACCACUCUCCACUGUUCCUUCCUUCCAGGUUUAACCUACUGUGAUCUGCCACUUGGAAGAUGCUUCCCAACUUUCCUUGCUGUCCUAUGUGUGCCAUUCAGUCUGCUGCCACUGUACACUCUUCCCCUUCUCACGAGGUCCCCUGAGGCACCAAACACUAACUCAGUUCCCCCGAGCUUGGGUCUCUGCCCACAUCUGCAGACAUUGCUCACAGAGGUGUCUGGGUUUCCUGUCGCCUCCUAUGAGCAGGUCUGUGAUGACCUAACACCCGCUGUUUGGACAGGAAGGCAGACUGAGUGUAACGUGAAGGGCUCAGGGCUGCCUGCCUCAGCUUGCUGAGCCAGAGCUGUUCCUUGUCGUGUCUCGUCAGCAUACACAGUAGGUUUGGGGGAGGACAGGCACAGAA